This is a messenger RNA of Trichoderma harzianum CBS 226.95, 4002 nucleotides long. RefSeq lists its product as hypothetical. The coding region runs from base 1 to 4002 and encodes 1333 amino acids. The transcript is spliced from 13 exons. NCBI's taxonomy places the organism in Eukaryota, Fungi, Ascomycota, Sordariomycetes, Hypocreales, Hypocreaceae. Gene Ontology annotation, biological process: transmembrane transport. The record is from RefSeq and is a predicted model, not a curated record. Gene Ontology annotation, cellular component: membrane. Gene Ontology annotation, molecular function: ATP hydrolysis activity; ATP binding; ABC-type transporter activity.
AUGGACCUAAUAACAGCGACCUGUCCAAGCGGCGCCGACGCCUCUUUCGGUCCACGAGUGAAUGCUGCCUGUCGCGGUUUCGACUUUACGAUACAAUUUGAAGAUAUUGUACUAGCUUGCUUACCAUCAUCAUUAUUUUUGCUUCUACUUCCAUUGCCUGCAUGGCAGUUAUGGAAGGCGCAUCGUUGUGUUAAGAGAUCUACAUUGCUGUUUAUCAAGCUCGUAACUCUCGGGUGUUUGUUGGCCUACCAAAUUGCUUUCCUCGUCUUGAGGGCAUCAGGCUCUCAUCAUGACCGAGCCCCUGCCUCACUCGCAUCAGAUAUUUUGCAGGUUCUUACAGUAUUCAGCGCCCUUGUCUUGUCCUACAUAAACCACUGCCGUUCAAUCCGUCCUUCGACAAUACUAGUCCUGUAUUUAUCGGCGCGUACCAUAGCAGAUAUAGUUCGUGUAAGAACAUUAUGGCUGAUCCCAGAAGCGAGAAACUCGAGUAUCGUCCUCACGCUGAGCCUUGUUUUUACUCUGAUCGCAUUGGUCUCAGAGUCAAUGGAAAAGGAUGAUAUCCUAAUAGGAUCAGUUAAAAAGCCAGGUACUCCGGAACCAUUCAGCGGGUUCUGGAAACAAGCCACAUUUGCAUGGCUUGCUACAACUUUUCGCCGCGGCUAUACUCAAGUGCUCUCCGUAGAGGACCUUCCAGACUUAGAUCCGAAACUCGAUAGUGGCAUUAUCGGGAGGGAGUUGGCAAACACUUGGGCCAAAACCAGAAACAAAUCUGCGAAGUAUGCGCUCUUUCGAGUAUGCUUGAAUGCAUACCUUGCCCCUUUCCUAUCCGGAGUGUUGCCACGCCUCUGUCUCACUGCCUUCACCUUCUGCCAGCCCUUUCUCAUUAACGCAAUUGUCACUUGGGUUGGCUCUGCGGAUGCUUCCAUGGCCUUUGGUAAGGGCCUAAUAGGAGCUACCGCCCUCACUUACAUUGGCAUGGCUGUAUCGACAGCCCUGUAUGAGUAUCGCACGAUCCGUUUUGUAAUCCGCUUGCGUGGUGGGCUAAUCUCUCUCAUCCACGGCCAAACCGCCCGCGCCCGGAGCGUGGAUCUUGGUAAUAUCACGGCAAUCGCUUUAAUGGGGACAGAUGUAGAGCGUAUCACGGUUGCUUUCAGGUAUAUCCAUGAAGUUUGGGCUUGCUGCAUUGAUAUCGCGAUAGCAGUCUACCUUCUAGAGAGGCAGGUCGGUGUGGCUUGCGUCAUGCCUGUUGUCAUCAUCUUGGUUUUCAUCGGGGCCACUCUUCCGCUCUCUGCUUCUACUAGCACCGCGCAGCGGCUAUGGGUGGAAAAAGUGGAAGAUCGCCUGCGCCUAACCUCGCACGUUCUAGAGAAUAUCAAGGCUGUCAAGAUGCUGGGAUUUUCCGAAAAGUUAUCGUCUAUAAUUCAAGGGCUUCGUCACGCCGAAAUAGUGGCUUCUGCUGCAUUUCGCAAGCUGUUGAUUUGGAGAAUUGUGCUCUCCCAAUCGCCCACUGAUCUUGCUCCGAUAGCGACUUUUACUCUAUAUGUAAUUAUUGCGUUGAUCCGGAAGGACAAUUCUCUACUCGCUGCGCAGGCUUUUACUUCGUUGUCAUUGGUGGCUCUGCUAACGACACCUGUUUUGACGCUUAUCCAAUCAAUACCCGCCGUAAUCCAGUGUAUGGGAUGUUUCGAUAGGAUGCAAGAAUAUUGCAGUGUCCCAUACGCACCUGAUAUAUCUGAUUUACAGAAGGUAUCUAUAGGAUCACACCCACAUGAAGAUCUCGUGGAGUUUCACAACCAAAACUUUGGAUGGAAAGAUGUCAAAAACCCUGUUUUGCGCAACAUCGAUCUUAGUAUCAAGCACGGAGCUUUUACUGCCAUCGUCGGUCCCGUCGGCAGCGGAAAGUCAACUCUUCUAGAGAGUAUUCUUGGAGAGUCUUUGGCUACCGAAGGUUCCACAAAGAGAAAUUUUGCCACGAUUGGCUACUGUUCGCAGACACCAUGGCUUCAGAGCCAUACAGUUCGUGAGAAUAUUAUUGGCAACAUGGACUUUGACAAAGAUUGGUACAAAACGGUGAUCUGGGCAUGCGGAAUUGAAGAGGAUCUAUCGCGACUUGCCCAGGGUGAUAAAACACCUGUUGGCAGCAACGGGUUAAACUUGAGUGGUGGGCAAAAGCAAAGGAUUAGCUUGGCGCGGGCUUUAUACUCACGAUGCAGAGUUGUUAUUCUUGACGACGUCUUCAGUGGGGUUGAUGCUGCAGCCACGGAGAAGAUUGCUUCACGUUUAUUUGAAGCAAACGGACUCUUUCGAAAUAUGAGAACCACCGUUGUUUUUACAACACACUCAAGCCUUCUCCUUCCAUACGCAGAUCAAAUCGUCGUCUUGGCUGACGGUCGGAUUUCUGAGAAAGGUGCUCUAAAGGAUCUAAUAGCUAGCAGUUCUUACAUUCAAGCCAUGAACGUUAAAACAUCCUCCGCAUGCAACGAAGAGAUCGUGGCGUCGGACGAGAAAGCCUCAACCCGUGGCUUCUCUCAUAUUAUAGGCGUCGAUGAAGAAGAAGAGAGUGUUCCAGACUCAGCUGAGUCAACGCUGAAUGAGUUAUCAGAAGACGAUACCGCUCGUCAAAAGGGUGAUUUUUCUGAUUAUAUAUACUAUCUAAGAGCGACAGGCUUACCUGUGGUUGCCGGUUUCUUCGGAACGGUCGCUUUCUGGGCCUUCUGUCGCCAGUUUCCAACUGUAUGGGUCGACUGGUGGACAGCAGCAAAUGAACGAAACCCUGAGGCUGGAGUCGGCAUGUACCUCGGCAUAUACGCAUUUCUCGGCAUCAUUGGUGUAGUCUUCAUGACUUGUGCUUGCUGGUUUAGCCGAGACAUGGACUUGAUCGAUAUGGAUCUCCCCAUGCAGGCACUAAAUUUCGUUGCCGCAACUGGUACCUGUACAGCUCAGAUCGUUAUACUGGCUGUAUAUGCCAAAUAUUUGGCAAUCACCAUCCCUUUUGUCGCUGGUCUUGUUUACAUCACGCAGAAGUUUUAUCUUAGGACUUCACGACAGUUGCGACUUCUGGAUAUCGAAGCAAAGGCGCCUCUAUAUACUCACUUCUUAGAACUUGUGAGCGGAGCGGUGACAGUUCGAGCCUUUGGCUGGCAGGCCGCUUUCGACGACGUGUGUGUAUCACUGCUCAACUUCUCACAGCGACCUGUCUAUCUGCUUAAUUGCAUUCAGCAAUGCCUUCAGUUCUUUUUAGAUAUGAUGGUGGCAGUAGUGACUAUUUCUCUAAUGGCCAUGGUUGUUUUUAUGCGCGAUUCAUUCGAUCCGGGAUCUGUCGGUGUUGCGCUAGUCAUGGUCAUGACUUUUAACAGCAACUUGAUGCUUCUUAUCCGGUUUUGGACUCUUAUGGAGACUUCAAUAGGUGCCAUUUCGCGAAUUAAGAGCUAUGUGGCCACCACAAAGCCAGAAGAGAUUGCUGAAGACAUGCAACCACUGCCUGCUGAAUGGCCUUCCACCGGAUCGAUUAAACUCUCCCAACUCGAAGCGGGUCACUCGAUGACUUCGGCUCCCGUCUUAAAAAGACUUACAAUGUCCAUCAACCCUGGAGAGAAAAUUGCUAUAUGUGGUCCAUCAGGUAGUGGGAAAACAACAUUAGCUCUUUCUCUUCUCCGAAUGGUCGAAACUCAGCAAGGGAGCAUCGAGAUUGAUGGGGUCGAUCUGUCAAUGCAUAGCCGCUCCGAAAUCCGGCAGAGACUGAACGUUGUCACGCAAGAACCGUUCAUCAUGCCUCGAGACGUCCGUUUCAACAUCGACCCGCUCCAAAACGCAUCAGAUGAGUCCAUGAUGGCAGCAUUGCAGAGAUUGGGACUCUGGGACUCGAUGAAAAGCGAAGGCGGCCUCGAUAUGCCAUUGAAGACGACUUCCUGGUCUGCUGGCCAAAGGCAGCUUCUACGCUUGGCGCGUGCGAUGGUGCGGAGGGGAAAAGUACUUAUACUUGAUGAAGCUACUAGCAGGUAA